Messenger RNA from Micromonas pusilla CCMP1545, 906 nucleotides. RefSeq lists its product as uncharacterized. The record is from RefSeq and is a predicted model, not a curated record. NCBI's taxonomy places the organism in Eukaryota, Viridiplantae, Chlorophyta, Mamiellophyceae, Mamiellales, Mamiellaceae.
AUGCAAUGCAGUGCGCGGCGUCCUAAAUCGCCCCAGCCUGACCGACGGCGUACACACGUACCCGGUCGUCGCGAGCACGGCGACCAACACGCCGUACAGGAACGCGUUCCCGAGCGGCUUCACCGGCUCCUCCUUCGCGCUGACCUCGUACCCCUUGUCCAGAUACUCCCCCUUCGCGAAGACGUUUUCGCCGAAGAAACCACCCUUGGUGCCUCCCACCUUUCGCUGCAGCGCGUUGUACUGCUCCCUCGACAUCUUGUCCCCUCUCUCAUGCUCUUCGCCGCGCGGAGCAGGCCGCGGUCGGACUCGAUGUCCUCCUCGAAGUUGAUCGCGCUCAGCGCUUUGAACGCGAAGAGAGAGAGGCCGCCCUUCUCCUGCGCCUCGUACGCCUUGCGCUUGUCGCGCGACUUUUUAAUGCGCGCGUACGCGUCGGUCAUGGUCUCCUGCGGGACGUACUCCACGUCCCUGACCUGCUGCUGCUGCCGCGGCGGCGUCGAUGACGCCUUCUUCGCGCCGCCGAAGAGCGCGCCGAGGCCUUUCGGCGCGGGCGGCGGCGUCGGCGGCGGCGGCGGCGCCUCUUUCUUCCAGAACGCGCGCGUCGCGAUGCGCGACGACGCGCGACGCGCGUCGUCGUCGCCGCGCGCGGAGGACGCGCGGCGGCGGUCCGCGCCGGCGACGACGCGCGUCGGGACGACCGCGGAGGCGAACGACAGGGCGGACAUUUCGAUGACGCGGGGAGAGAGGAGAGACGUCUCGGCGCGCGCGUCGAGAGUGGCGAGAGUGCCGCGACCGUCGACGCGACGACGCGGCACGUUUUCGUGCACGUCUGGGCGACGGCGCCGCGACGAUAAAAAAAAGCGGCGACACCGCCACUUGUCCGUGGAACGCUCGCACGUGAUUGGCUGA